CCUAAACAUCCUCUAAUCGAAAAAUCGCCUGAAUCAAUCUAGAAAUCAGAGAAUCAUCAAACCCUAAUUUUCCAUCUUCUUCAGAGCAGAUUACUAUUGUAUUGGGAAAGACACAGAGAUGGAUUGGGAUAGCGUAGCUGCGGGGGAUGUGAUGGAGGCGCUAAGAGAAGUCGAGUGGUCGACGAGUCCUCGUUCUUUGGCGGAGUUCUUCUCCAGAUUCGCCUUCCCUCGCUCUUUCUCUAAAUGGAUGAGCCGUCUCAAAUGCAAUCUCUACUACUAUAGGACGAAUUACUUUCUCAUGUUGAUUCUCGUUCUAGGUCUUGCACUUAUCACCCGACCUCUUGCCAUCAUUGGCGCUGCUCUCACAGCCUUAAGCUUAGCUUUCCUCAACGACAGCUUUGCAGCUACUUUCAAUGAAAAGGCUAUUCGGAUCAUUAGGCAAUUCUCGCCGCAUUUAGCUGCAAAGAUGAGGCCUCCUCACAUGCCUGUGAUUCGUGGGCGAUCUGCGUCUAGGAAGACGGUCUACGUUUGUGGCCAACCACGUUUGGUGUUCGUGUUGCUUGGAUUAACCGCCAGCUUUGCCUUGUGGUUUACUUCCUGCGGUUUGUUAUGGGUUCUCUAUGCACUUGCCACUGCUCUUCUUAUGAUCAUGCUUCAUGCAAGCCUCCGAACUCCGAACCUCAAGGCACGCUUGAACACAUUCCGUGAAGAGUUCAGAGCUGUGUGGCGUAACUACAGUGAACUUUAAGUCAAUCCAAGCAGGGGAUAUCACUUGGUCAAGUUAGGGCAUAAAUUCCAAGUCAUUCCUUCAUGGGCGUCGAAAACAAUCACAGUUAUUUUUUCUUAUCUUUUAGUUAGCUAGUAAUUGUAAAGCCACUUGUCUGGUUAAGUUGAGUAGAACCACAGGGUUGGUUGAUAAAUCGCAGACAGAAUAUAGUGUUGUGUGCUCUUGAGGUUCAUCGUAAUGCUGCUGCUGCUUGCUCAACACCUAAGUCUGUGUAUCCAUCCAUGGUUCAUACUCUUUUAGUCUUUUACAUUGUUUUAGUGAUUCAGCUUUUCAAUACCUUCUUUUGCUUCUUCUACGCAGACUUUUCAGUUUUGAAAUAGAAAUGCAAUGCAUUAUGAGUACUCAUGCAUUAUUAUUGUGUCACCAGUCUAUAUGUGUUGUAUUGCUUGCGGAAUGAAUUCUGGAAACU
Molecule: messenger RNA, 1196 nt
Organism: Eruca vesicaria subsp. sativa (arugula)
Lineage: Eukaryota; Viridiplantae; Streptophyta; Magnoliopsida; Brassicales; Brassicaceae
Source: the annotation of a GenBank genome assembly